This is a messenger RNA of Brassica oleracea var. oleracea, 1703 nucleotides long. Its product is annotated as mitogen-activated protein kinase 8-like. The coding region runs from base 864 to 1229 and encodes 121 amino acids. NCBI's taxonomy places the organism in Eukaryota, Viridiplantae, Streptophyta, Magnoliopsida, Brassicales, Brassicaceae. The transcript is spliced from 6 exons. The record is from RefSeq and is a predicted model, not a curated record.
GGGAAAGCUUUGUUUCAUCUUCGAUACGCCGUCUGUGCGAAAACUUAGAAACCCUAAGUUACGCUUCGAUUCAGCUUCCCGACUCGAACAAAUCUGAAACAAUUACGAGAGUUACACCGGAACGAAGCGUCGCUUGAAAGCAUUCAUUAUCUAUUCUUGAAUGCAUCCCCUUUACUUCUUAUCCCAGAAUUUUUGACUAUAAAAAGGCUGAGCUACGUACGAAUGUGUUUUUAGGCAAUUGAAGAAUAAAGAUGAGGAUGGAGUGUCUGAGAACAAUGAAGGUCUGCCUCGGGCCUUGUUGGGAAGCUGCAAUGAUCGUGCAAGGCAUAUUCACGCUUCUUCUACAGGUCUUUCCCCAAAUUUCAAGCUUUUAUCUCUCUCACACUUCAUUUUUUUUAUCAUUCAUAUGUUUUUUGUUUAUAAGAAAAAGGGAAUGUAGGACUGUGUUAAAGUUGAUUUUGUUUUGUAAGAAUUAGAUUGUUUCUUCCGAAGUAUUUGUAAAUGGAGGAAUGAAACUUGCGGUCGAGGAGUCUGACAUGACUGCAUAGCUUCUCAUGACGCAUUUACUCAAAUUUGAUGGCAUCAAGAAGUACAGAAGGGGAAUCAGGAGUACAAAGAAAGCAGAGUUUAGUUUCUCAUCUCUUGCAUUCUUCUUUUGUCUGCAUCAUAGACUAUAUUUACACUAUAAGAAUGUCACUAAUAGUGUUGAACAACAUGAAUCACGUACUUAUGACUAAUGAGCUAUGAGGCUUUUGGAUGAGUUGCAGUGAUCUGAAUUUUGACUAUAAACAAACCUCCCGAGUGAGACAGAAAAGAAAACGUUACGAGAAAGAGAAAACGGUAAUGGAGGCAUCUAAAUUACUAUGGGUUGCAGCACAUUGGUGAUAGGGAGGAAUCACGAGAAGGAGAAGAUGAAGCAAGAGAUAGAGAGAAAAGAAGAGGAAAUAAAGAAUCUUGGAGAGAAAGUUAGAGAAGAUGAAAAGGAGAAGGAGAGGAACUCCUUCUGCAGAAGCCAUUGGAAGGUUGGGAAUAGUAAAGCUCGAAGGUACUUGAGGAACAUGAAGAAGAAGAAGCCUAUUCCUUUCUCACAUAAGUUUCCACGUGCUGAACCUCUUUCUCUUCACCUACCAGAAAUGUUGUCUUCUAAACCCAAUGACCUCCUUACAGCGGAAAGGUUUUUAAUGGUUUGGAGUGAAAGAUUACCUACAGUUCUUCGAAGGGGAUCAUAGAGCUGGGCUGAGAAGAGAGGAAACAAUAUCUAGCGAGAAUGUUGGAGGCUCACACAAGCCAGAUAUUUGCAAGGAUUACAAAGAUACUGGAUACUGCGGAUUAGACUCACAUGACCAUGGGUGUUACAAAGUGGGAUGAACAUAGAGAAAGAGUGGGAAGAUAAAUACAGCUAUAGGAGUUUAAGAUCAGAAUUAUGACGGUACUGACAUCAACAGCAACGUGGACAAAGAUACAUUGCCCUUUGUCUGCUUCAUAUGCAGAGACCUUUCGUGGAUCCAGUUGUCACCAAUGGAAGCAUUACUUAUGUGUUCUCUUUAUGGUUUAGUUGAGAGAGCCCUCUGCUGUCUGCUCAACGUUUUCUGGAUAGAGCAUAUUUAGCUUAAUAUUAAGUGUUUUCAAAACAAAAAAGCUAACAUACACUCAUUAUGAUUGUGCAGAACAAACGAUUUAUAUAUAAAAAUAAAAAGCAUAUG